AGGCAGACAAGCGCUUGGAGCGAGGAGCCAUGGUGCGUCAAGUGCAGCUGGCGGGGGAUCGCCUCUGUUUUCAGCGCAUCAGUGGUGAGGGACCGGACACCGGUUGGGUGUCGGUGAAGCUGAAAGAUAAGAUUCUCAUGGAGCCUGCUCCCAUCCUGGAGCCAAAGGCUGUGGCGCAGGGCCAGGAGGCGAAAGUCUACGGCCCGGCCGCCGUUCCGGUGGAGAAAACGCGGAAGAUUCGCGUCUUGUGCUUGCACGGUACAGCUGCCACCGAGAAGGUCUUAAGGGCUCAGCUGACGCAUUUGCUGAAACUCUGCUCCGAGGACUUUGAAUUUCUGUUCCAGGAGGGCUGCAUUGAGUGCGAUGAGGCAAAUCCCAUCGUGGCCAAACAGGUGGAGCUCAUGAAGCAGUACUUCCCGGGAGAAAAGUUCAAGCAGUGGGCUGAACCCUUGGGCGUGGAUGGUGGUUGGAGGAGGUACGGCAAGUGGGAACCAGCCAUGGACUUUGUCCAAGAGACAAUGAAGAAGUUCGCGCCGGUGGAUGUGUUGCUGGGCUUUAGCCAAGGGAGCAAUUUGGCACAUCCAUUGGCCGCGCGCGCUGCGCGAGGACAUCCGGGGAUGCCGCCCAUCAACUGUGUGGUGCACUUCUGCACAACAAAGCCUGGCUGGGUAGCGCAGACGCCGGAGCUGUUUGAGUACCAGAUUCCAGUGCCCGCGCUGCUCAUCGAGGGAAAGGUGGAUGAGACCGCGCAGGGGGCCGCGGAUGUGGCGCUGACCUAUGCGGAUCCAGUGGUGGUGAAGCACAGUGACGGCCACCGACCUUUCCCCAAAGAUGUGGCGGAAGCGCGGGAGUUGGCACAGAAGAUUCGGGAUUUUGUACUUUUGCAUUGCCGUGGCUCGAGCCUGUAACAACGCCGAAAGAAAAG
Cladocopium goreaui is the source of this 925-nucleotide messenger RNA. Lineage: Eukaryota; Dinophyceae; Suessiales; Symbiodiniaceae. The record is from the annotation of a GenBank genome assembly.